UUUUGAUUUAUAUCUCAACCAAAAUCUAAUGUAUGAAUCUCUUCUUUCUCUCAAGGCAUGGGAAACUGGUCAAGAUAGCCAAUAUGACCAAAAGCUAAGGAAAAUAUCAAAACAUGUUUCGCAGUGAAAUACAAAAUGAACUGAUUUGGAUGAAUUAAAAAUGAAAGAAUGCUUAAACAGAUGAAGCCAGCCUCAGAAGCAAGCAGAGAUCUUUAUCUAUACCAAGAAAAAGAAGUUCUUUGAUAUGAUUGCUACAUACUACAACAAUCUUCCUUCUGACAUGAGUGCUGAAGGCAGAAAAGAAGAACUUCAUCAAUUUAAAAGUGGAGAAGAACUUCUCAAGGAUGAGAUAUUAAAUAAACUUGAUGCGAUUAUAGAGGAGCUAUAAAUUAUUCAAUUUUACUCACGUUCA
Moneuplotes crassus is the source of this 412-nucleotide messenger RNA. NCBI's taxonomy places the organism in Eukaryota, Ciliophora, Spirotrichea, Euplotida, Euplotidae. The record is from the annotation of a GenBank genome assembly.